Soboliphyme baturini is the source of this 183-nucleotide messenger RNA. Lineage: Eukaryota; Metazoa; Nematoda; Enoplea; Dioctophymatida; Soboliphymatidae. The record is from the annotation of a GenBank genome assembly.
CGCAUGAUUCCCGAACGACACGUCGUCGUCGUCGUCGUCGCUCCGCCGUCGUCGAUCGGUUCGCUGGUCCGUCCCCCCACACAGGAACUCGUCGCCGUCGUCGUCGUCAUCGUCGAACCGGUGAUGGCCGCGGCGCGCUCCACUGACACAGUGGUGCUACCGUCGACGACCGUCGCUCCUUGA